CUUCCAGUGCCUAGUUCUGGCUUCGUCUUCGGGGAGCGGCGGAGAUCGAAGGCGGCUCCAAUCUGUUCGUUUCGAGUGAGAAUCCGUCUCCGGAGCUUCGAAUUCUUCUUCGCAUCGAGACUUCCUCGCCAGAUCGGUAAAUUUCGUCCCGGAAAAUUCGUAGUGCUGCUGUCUCCGGAGAUUCCACUGCUGGUUGGACUGUAAUCUGCGCCACUUUUUCUGGACGUGCUUCUAGGUGCAGAUCUGGGCUUGGAUUUGUUUAGGGUUUGCGAUCUCCGUUGUGAAAAGUGGAAGUUGUUCCGAUCAGUGUAGUUGUUGCCGAAUUGAGUGAGGGUUCACUGGGUUUGUCAACCAUCGAAAUCCCUGAUUUUGUGUACUUGGAACUGACUGCCGUCCCCAUUCUGGCAUGAUGUGGAAGCAACUCCUCAGUAAAAUACCUCGAAAAUCCUCCAAAUCUGAUACUUCUUCGGGUUCGAUUCGUGGACAUGGAGGCAAUGAUGGUGUGCCUUCGGGUGACGGGAACCAGAUCCAGCGGACAGGCAGUGGUAGUGUGCUUCCCUCCCGGGCAACCACAACGAAGAGGACAGCUUCCGCUAUCUUCCCUUCCAGUGUUGUCACCAGCAUCGAACCUCUUCUUACAUUCAGAGAUGUUCCUGCUGCAGAAAAACAGAACCUUUUCCUCAGCAAGUUGAACCUUUGUAAUGCUAUCUUUGAUUUCUCAGAUCCAAACAAGAAUUCCUCGGAGAAGGAAAUGAAACGGCAGGCGCUACUAGACCUCAUCGACUAUGUUGAUGCCGGGACGUCUAAGUUCAUUGAACCUGUUAUCUCUGCUAGCUGUAAAAUGUUUGCUGCUAACUUGUUUAGGGCCUUCCCUCCAAAUUCACGAACCAGCACUAGCGGUGGGGAGACUGAAGAGGAAGAACCAAUGUUCGAUCCUGCAUGGCCCCACUUGCAACUUGUUUAUGAUUUGUUACUGAAGUUCAUAGAGUCCUCAUCAUUUGAUGCUAAGAUAGGUAAGAAAUAUGUGGAUCAUUUCUUCAUCGUGAAAUUGCUUGAUCUAUUUGAUUCUGAGGACCCCAGAGAAAGGGAUUGCUUGAAAACCAUCUUGCACAGAAUCUAUGGAAAAUUUAUGGUGCAUCGCCCUUUCAUCCGAAAAGCAGUCAGCAAUGUAUUUUACCGGUUUGUGUUUGAAACAGAAAAGCAUAAUGGAAUUGCAGAAUUACUAGAGGUUUUUGGUAGUGUUAUCAGUGGGUUUGCACUGCCACUGAAAGAGGAGCACAAAAUCUUUUUGGUGAAGGCUCUGCUACCUCUUCAUAAACCAAAGACAUUAGGGGUUUAUCUUCAGCAGCUAACGUGCUGUGUGGCACAGUUUGUGGAGAAAGAGCCUAAAUUGAUAAAUUUGGUGAUAAAGGGCCUAUUGAAGUAUUGGCCAAUAACAAGUAGUCAGAAGGAAGUUAUGUUUUUGAGUGAGUUGGAGGAAGUAUUGGAGGCUACCAACACGGUGGAGUCCCUGGAUUGUGUGGUUCCAUUGUUCCAGAGAAUUGCUUUAUGUGUCACCAACUCCCACUUCCAGGUCGCUGAGAGAGCCCUAUUCUUGUGGAACAAUGACCAUGUCAUUAAUCUGGUUUCGCAAAAUAGGCAAGCAAUCAUGCCACUUAUUUUACCUGCCCUAGAGAGGAACAUCCAAUGUCACUGGAAUCAAGCUGUUCUUAACCUAACACAAAACGUGAAGAAAAUGUUAUCAGAGAUGGAUCCAGAACUCUUUACAGCAUGUGAAAGACAACAUAAUCAGGACGAAGAGAAGCGAAAGGUAACAGAGGAGACGCGGAGGAUGAUCUGGGAGCGUCUGGAGACUAUUGCAUCCUUCCAGUCAGUGACUGGGAACACGCCGGUCCUGGUAAGACCUACAAUCACCCCUUCGAUAGCUGCUGUUCUUUCGUGAAAAUAUUAGAAAACCAGAAGAAAGUGGCUUUAAUGUAUCCCAGUGUUGGGAUUUGUUUUCAUAUCACUAGUCAGAAAUCCUCACUGAUGGUAAUGCUUGUAAGUAAUUGAAACCUUUCUAUGUGCUUGGUGUCGUUGAAGAGCA
Molecule: messenger RNA, 2086 nt
Organism: Zingiber officinale
Lineage: Eukaryota; Viridiplantae; Streptophyta; Magnoliopsida; Zingiberales; Zingiberaceae
Product: serine/threonine protein phosphatase 2A 57 kDa regulatory subunit B' kappa isoform-like
Exons: 3
Coding region: 407-1942 (511 amino acids)
Biological process (GO): signal transduction
Cellular component (GO): protein phosphatase type 2A complex
Molecular function (GO): protein phosphatase regulator activity
Source: RefSeq, a predicted model, not a curated record